This is a messenger RNA of Zymoseptoria tritici IPO323, 972 nucleotides long. RefSeq lists its product as uncharacterized. The transcript has 2 exons. The coding region runs from base 1 to 972 and encodes 323 amino acids. NCBI's taxonomy places the organism in Eukaryota, Fungi, Ascomycota, Dothideomycetes, Mycosphaerellales, Mycosphaerellaceae. The record is from RefSeq and is a predicted model, not a curated record.
AUGGCCGCUACCCCAACCAUGCAAAUCGUCUCCAUCUCCGGGCAAACGCAGACCACCCGCAGCAUUCCCCUCGCCAAAAUGGUGCGCCUCUCUAAUCUGGCUCGCCACAUCGUCCAAGUCACCACACCCGGCCGCAUACCGACCAUGAUCCUGCGCCAGACGGAAGUUGACCUCGUCGCCGCUGAGCGCAUCCUGGACUGGAUCGAUGCGUACGAUGUCGAAGCUCCCGUGGCUGAGCAGCACUUGGAGCUUAUGCACCUUGGGACCGACGACUUCAAUGAGUUGGUGGCGAUGUAUGCCGCUUGCAACUUCUUCCGUGUGCCGAGAGACCUUCGUGGAGAUGCGUUGAGGGACAACAUCUGGCACUACAUCAAGCGCGUCGGCCGCCUCUCCGCGAACGAAUUCAUCAUGCUGUACGAACUCCUCCCUUUCGACUUCUCCAUUCAGAAGGCAAUCAUCAACGAUUUCUUCUGGGCGAGAGUGCGUGGUGCGACGUAUACCAAGUAUCGCAGCCCUGCCGACCAGGACGCCGAGAUCGAGGCGUAUCUGAAGGAUGUGGGUGUCUGGGAGGAGGUCAAGGUCAUUGAGGAGGAGCAGAAGGUGCAUUGGGCUAAUUCGCUGGAGAGGCAGGCGAAGCAGAGAGCUUGGGUUGUGGCGGAGAACAAGGCUUGGGCAGAUGAUCGGACUGAAGUGAACGUGCAGCACCACCUCAGCGGCGAGCAGCGCAAUGGGACUGGUGUCGAUCUCGAUAGGUCCGUAGCCGCAGGCAAACGUGGCAUGGUAAUUGCGGGUGGAGGGCACGGUGGCGGCGGCGGCGACCUCAAUGGAUGGGUCGACUCUCAGCUUGAGGGGGCUGGUGGGAAUGUUGGUGCAGGAAACGGUGGUCAGAUUGAAGGUGGCGAGUUUCGUGGUAGUGGUGGAGGAGACCUCAGCGGGUGGGUGGAUCUGCAGCUCGAAGGCAAGGGCGGCUAG